GGUGAGCCACAGCCACCCCCUGCCUCUGCAGGAGACCCUCCAACACUAGCAGGAAUUCCUCCUCCUGUUGCCGGAACCCCAGGUCGGGAAGCCGGACGUGGGGCUCAGAACCUUCACUCCAGUGGGCGGACUCCUGUGGUAUAAGUGUUCUUCCAUUUUGUCUUCCUGUUGAUGACUGUUCAGCAGCUAAUUGGGAUUCUGAUGCUCUCACAAGAGGGAGUGAGUGCACGUCCUUCAACUCCGCCAUCUUGAACCAAUCUGAGUGGAUGGUGUUUAAGGCCAUGUGCCUGGAUGUGAGGCGGAAGGUGGACAGAGGAUGGCAGCAGUCAGGACUGAGCCCUGGAACACUCCACUGGGUGGAGACCUCCACUCCCUGCCCUGGUUCAUAAAUGUCUCUGAGAGCCAGGGACCUGGCACCAUCCUUCAGUCUUUCUCCUUCAACUGCUCUUCACACACACCCACCCUGGAGUUGCUCCAUGUGCAGCCACCCACCACCUUCUUCAACCCGCCUAGCCUAACUAGAUGGCAGGGGAUCUAUGUGGGCAAGAUGACCUUGAGCAGCUCGGCCCGGCUGGAUGCCCUGACAGUGAACCACUAUGAACUGCAGCUGCGGUUCACAUGUGGCAACCAUGUGAUGGAGGGGCCACUCUCUGUGGAUGUGCAGCGGGACCCUGGCCAUAUCCAGUGUGCUGGUCGAUUUGCCAGCCCAGCUGGGGAAAUCAUUCAGGUGCCAGAAACUGUCAAACCUGGGGCCCGGCUGUACACUCUGCUGCUCCCAGGCCAGGGAGCCCAGAUAAGCAUCACCAGUGCCCAGGAUCCGCCAUACUUCCCUGGACCUUUCUCUAUCAAUGGGCAGGGUUGGCUGCAGGCGCCAUCCCAGGGCCUCAAAGGCCAGGCUCAAAAGGUCUUCCAGCUUCAGAUCCUGGUGAACUUUGGACAAGGCCGAAGCUGCUGUGGGAUGCUGACAGUGAAAGUUUUGCCUGCUCCCUCCAGCCAGGUCUCCUUCCUGCAGCAAGCCCAGAAUAUCACCAUCCCGGAGAACCUGGUCCCCGGAAGUAAGGUGGUUCAGGUCCAGGCCCGGGGCUUCGAUGUGCGCUACGAGAUCCUCUCCCCAGUGCCCUGCCGGCUCUUCUCCAUCGGACGCGUCGACGGAGUGGUCCGGACAACGUCGCCCCUGGAGCUGGCGCAAGCCCCAGACGCCGCGGUCACUAGGCUGCGGGUGAAGGCCUUUGAGCGUCUCCGGCCGUGGGCCAGCGCCGAGCUUGAUUUCAAGGUGGACGUGCAGUCGGUCAACCGCUGGCCCCCGCGCUGCACACCAGCGCUGCUGGCGACUCAAAUCCCCGAGACCACGCCUGUGGGCACCGUGCUGAAUACCUUCACUUGCACUGACCCGGACUCUCCUGGCUCCACCCUGGACUACCAGCUACUGUUCCACAGCCCUGCUGGCGCAGCCAGCCUCUGCCUUCAAGACAGAGUCCUGGAGGUGAAUGCCACACUGGACUGUGACACGCCUGGCACCUGCUUUCAUCAUGCAGCUUCCAUUCUGGUGCUUGAUGGUGGUCAGCCUCUGAUGACCACUGAGGUGCCAGUACUGGUGAUGGUGACACCUGUCAACGAGUUCUCCCCAGCCUGUGUCCCACGCACAUUCCGGGUUCGUGAGGAUGCAGGGCCCCACGCUCUUCUGGGCUCUGUGGUGGGCAAGGACAUGGAUUACCCGCACGACAGCAUUGAGUACUCCAUCCCUGGCGGGUCUGCCACUUUUGCUGUGGACCGUCUCAGCGGGGAGGUUCGCCUCCUGGGGCCUUUGGACUAUGAGCUGCAGAAGUUCCACAGGCUCACUGUCCUGCUGACUGACCAUAGCCAAGACCAGGACCCCACCUGCCACCGCUCAGGCUCUUGCACAAUUACCAUUGAGGUGGAGGAUGUGAACGACCAUGCCCCCGAGUGUGAGCCCCCAUUUCAGGAGCUCACCAUCCACACUCACCUGGGCCGCAGCAUGGAGGUGACCAGGGUGUCAUGUCGGGUGCCCCAAGAGCCACAGCGCCUGGCUUUCUCCUACAGCAUUGUGGGAGGGAAUAGUUGGAGCCAAUUCAGCCUGCAAGGAGCUGUCCUGGUGCUCAACGACCUCACGUUGGGGCCCUCCUGGCCAGAGCAGCCCCAUACUUAUGAGCUAUUGAUCCGUGUGGCCGAUGCAGGUCCCUCCACCCCCCACCUCAGCACCACAGCCACUGUCAUUGUGCAUCUAGUUCCCUGGAGGGCCAGCACAGUGGCCACCAGCACCCACAGAGCCACAGUGACUUCAAUGAUGACACCUCUGCUUGUGACAGACACGGAGGCUUUCUGGCAGCCGGAGCCCUGGUUUGUGGUGGUGCUGACAGUGACCAGUGCCCUUCUCCUCUUGGCUCUGGGCUGGCUCCUCAGCAGGCUCCUGUGGGGGUUGGCCCAGGUGCUACAGGUACCAAGCAAACCAACCCAGGCUCUACUGCUGAACAGUAUCCAGGGAACUGAGGGGUCCGUUGAGGGGUUCAUGGAGGCACCGAGGAUGGAGACACCCCAGGCACCCAGCAGUGUCAUGAGCCUGCAGUAUUUUGAUGGCAGAGCACAGGACCCCCGUGAGUCCCCCUCUUUCCAAACCAUUCUCUACUUGGGCCCACUUUCUUUCCAUACCCCAUUUCAAUAUCUCUGCCUCCCACCAGGCAUCCUAUCUACUGUUUCCCUGAAUGGGGUCUCUUCUCACCCCCACUCACCCCUCAGCCAGUGUUUGCCAAACACCUGGCGAACAUGAUCUGGUUCCUGCCCAUGGGGGAAAGGGGGAAAGGUGGUGAGGGAAGAGGCCCCCAAAUGCUCCACUGUCACCGUGAAUUAUAGCAGAGUAAUCUGGCACUGGGCUUAGGGGAGCUGGUGUCCAGUUUUGGGGAAUCAUGGUUCCUGUGCAUUUGAGCCAGACCUCAAAGGAUGUGCUGAGAAAGGAGGGAGGGGACAAGCUGGAUCAAGCAGAAGGGAGGGGGUCACACCAAGGGUGCUGGAAUACCUUUCCCUGUCCUUAGGGGAUGGAGGUAGUUCUGCUGAAGCCAGCAGUACCCUCCCUCUCCCCUGACCAUCUGAGCUCAGGUACAGGCAGAGAUUACCUGUUCAACACGCACACAGGAGCCCGGCGCUGGCUCUGAGGCCAAGAAGCUGCAUCAUAUUUGUGGAAUUUCUUCUUCACAUGAUUAUGUGUUUUCA
Messenger RNA from Delphinapterus leucas (beluga whale), 3225 nucleotides. It is a transcript of the gene CDHR4, whose product is annotated as cadherin related family member 4. Gene Ontology annotation, molecular function: beta-catenin binding; calcium ion binding; cadherin binding. The record is from RefSeq and is a predicted model, not a curated record. NCBI's taxonomy places the organism in Eukaryota, Metazoa, Chordata, Mammalia, Artiodactyla, Monodontidae. Gene Ontology annotation, biological process: cell migration; homophilic cell-cell adhesion; multicellular organism development. Gene Ontology annotation, cellular component: plasma membrane; catenin complex.